This is a messenger RNA of Aspergillus saccharolyticus JOP 1030-1, 1389 nucleotides long. RefSeq names its product putative lectin family integral membrane protein. Gene Ontology annotation, cellular component: endoplasmic reticulum membrane; COPII-coated ER to Golgi transport vesicle; endoplasmic reticulum-Golgi intermediate compartment. Gene Ontology annotation, biological process: endoplasmic reticulum to Golgi vesicle-mediated transport; Golgi organization; endoplasmic reticulum organization. The transcript has 7 exons. The record is from RefSeq and is a predicted model, not a curated record. Bases 107 to 1375 code for a protein of 422 amino acids. Gene Ontology annotation, molecular function: D-mannose binding. NCBI's taxonomy places the organism in Eukaryota, Fungi, Ascomycota, Eurotiomycetes, Eurotiales, Aspergillaceae.
GUUUUUGUUUUGCCCUUGAUAUUUCCUGCGAUCUCUUUUUCUAUUGUUCCGUUAGCCCAGUGCCAGCGUCACCGAGCAACCACGAAUCUCCAAUUGAACCGACGUCAUGAAGACCCCCGCUUCUUUUUUCUCCUUCCUCGCCGUCGCGACUGCUCAAUCUGUGAUUGAGAGCUCUAGCUUCGGUUAUGGCCCUGCGCUAUCACGAACACCGAGUUCGGGCUUCAUUCCGGGCUGGGAAGUGAAAGGCGAGGCGCAUACCCCUGAUAUUCUGUCCAAUAAAGUCAUCCUGACGCCCCCUUACCCUGGAAAUACCAGGGGAUAUGCUUGGGCGGAGUCGCCUAUAAGCCAAACAGAGUGGACUGCGGAGUUCGAGUUCCGAGCGACAGGCCCUGAGCGAGGCGGCGGUAAUCUCCAGGUGUGGUAUGCGAAAGACGGAAAGGACAAAAUCGGGACAUCUAGUAUCUACACUGUCAACCAAUUCGACGGCUUUGCCCUCGUUAUCGACAGCCAUGGUGGAAGGGGAGGUAGUGUCAGAGGAUUUCUCAAUGAUGGCACGACGGACUACAAAAGCCAUCGAAGUGUGGACAGCCUAGCUUUCGGGCACUGUGACUACCCAUACCGCAACCUUGGCCGUCCCUCGAGCGUCCGUAUCAGACACACCAAUGCAGUUUUGGAGGUUACUGUUGACGACAAGCUGUGCUUUUCGACUGAUAAGGUCACUCUCCCGUCUGGCAACUAUUUCGGCGUCACCGCUGCAACUCCCGAGAACCCCGAUUCGUUCGAAGUCUUCAAAUUUGUCGUCAAGUCCGCCGAAUCCGGAUCCGGCAGCACUAUCCCUGAUCAACAACAGAAUGUCGCUCAGAAUCAGCAACCAGUUGCGGCCCAGGAUCAAGCAUCCCAGCAACAGCAGCAACAGCAGGAAACUCGGUCCGGUGACUCUCGCUCGGUGACUGAGCAGUUUGUCGACCUGACCGGUCGUAUCCAACUGAUCAACCAUGCCACGAACAACAUCGUCCGCGAGAUUGGUAACCAGGCAACCAAGAGCGAAAACCGUCAUGUGGAACUGCUCCAGAAGUCGGCCACCAAGGACCAAGUGGCCAAUCUUGAGGCGAGACUUCAGAAGAUGGAAGACAUCCUGCUGGCCAUCCAACGGGACCUGGAGGGCAAGGACUACCACGGCCGUUUCUCCCAGUUGCAAGAGACUCUGCGCUCCUCGCACCUGAGCUUGACCCAGGAAGUCCUAAACGGCAUCACCUCUUCCGCUCCUCGCAUGGGCUUCUUCAUCUUCUGCAUUAUCGCCUUCCAGGGUCUCCUUGCUGGUGCUUAUAUCCUCUACAAGCGCCGCCGUAACAACAUGCCCAAGAAGUUCCUGUGAGAGCCUCCUCUUCU